AUGAGGUCCUUCAUGGGGAUUUGGAUUGUCGUCUUUGUGUUAGCUUUCAGCCUCCAAAGUCAUGCUGUCUUAGAUGAGGUAAUCUCGCUGGGCGGUGGGCUAGACGAGCCGACAAUUCGCCUUACCAGAGGCGAAACCUCCCCAGAGCGCAUCAACGAGGGUGGAACACUUGAGUCGACAUGUUAUCUGGAGGAUGAAAGCGAAGUGGAAAAUUAUCAAUUCACCUGGGUUUCGCGCAAGGAUGGCACCGAUAAUGUCAUCUCCGAGGGCAAAAAUCUCUAUCUAACCAACGUAAACGCCGACACAUUCAGAGAUCCCAUCUUCUGCGUCGUUGAACGCUUGGACGACGGCGAGAUCUUUGAGAAACAGAUCGCUGUUGAAUAUUAUGGUCCAACACAACCACGAGACCUGGAGAUUCGACCCAUGCCAUCGGAGGACAUGUUAAGCGGACGAGUGGUGCGCAAAUGCGAGGUGGUGCCAACCCCACCACCCAGUGAAAUUUGGGAGUACACCUGGUCGGAUCCCAGUGGGCGCAUUAUCUCCUCCAGCGACAUCCUCUCCAUCACGGUCACAGGAGAACAGCCGUCUGUGACGUAUACCUGCAAGGCCAAAAAUCUGCGCACCAACGACUAUUUGAUCGGCUACUUUACCGUCCACGCCAGAAAUGUUCCAGGCGCAAUAACCUACAACACACUAAUCGAGCCGAUUUCGCGAGCACUGGAGUUCGGUCGUCCCUAUGAAGCGCGAUGCAAAGUUCAGCCGUCCCCUCCAGAACCGGUUGCAUACACCUGGUACUUCAGAAACCGUGCAGUAAGUGAGUCCGAUCGCCUCUACCUGCCCGACUUUAACCGAAACACUGCGGGUGAGUACAUCUGCACGGCGCGACCUGCUUACAACGGACGUGGACGCAGCUACGCCAAUGCCACUCUCAACGUCCGACUCAAGGUCACCAGUGAACCGCGCACCGAACUUCGCAGACCUCCGGGUUCGACAUUAAUCACCAACAUUGGUGAGAGGCGCGAGCUUCACUGCGAGAUUCCCAUGAACGACCGUAACGCCAUAAGGUGGUAUCUCAAUGGCACCAUCAUCGAUGCAAAUUCCCCUGCCAACCGAACCGGGCACCUCCAACGCAUCGACUACAGCCGCGUCAGCAUCAUGUCCAUCGACGGUAUUGAGGAGAAUCACGAGGGUCAGUGGGAGUGCAGAACCGACACCGAGAGGAAGAUUGUGGAUGUUAUUGUAGUCUCCGAAUACGAUCUGGAGGUGAAUCCACCGCUGUACGUGUUGGAUGAGGGGCAAAAAAUGGAAAUCCACUGCAGCGCUCAGGGCGCCCACGAGAUUACCAAUACUGACUUGGAGUGGUUCUUCCGACCGGUUGGAUCUAGUACCCUGCAGCCACUCGACUACGGACCUGGCGGCUUUGUGCGAACGGAUGACCCGCGCGCCAGGUAUACCAGUGUCAUCACCAAGUACCACGUCACCGCCCUCGAUGAGGGCGAGUAUGUCUGCCGCGAACCGCGUGGGCAGACUGGUUUCAGUAGUCUCCAAAUUCGCCGGCCGAUGCCGCACACUCUACACAUCACACCAGCUGUCAUCAAGGUGCGACCUGGGCAGGAUGUGAGUCUCCUUUGCUACUCCAUGCAAAUGGACCGUCGAACCCGUGGACCCCGUCCAAAGUUGCGAGCUUUCGAUACUCGUCUGCCACUCCGUAUCACCGAUGCCCCUGAUGGUGCUGUCAGUGGCUCCGUUAUACGAAUCGAUCCGUCCUUCAACGGAACUAUCAUUGAGUGCUUCUCUGAUAUGCCCGGUGUAGAACCAGUGAGAGCAACCAUUCAAGUUGAAGACGUCUGUCCACCCGGUUAUCGCCGUUGUCGCAAUGGCGUAUGCCUCGAGGCCGGACGCUUCUGUGAUGGAAAUCGUGACUGUGUUGACGGUAGUGAUGAGGAUCAGGCUCUUUGUUCUGUUUGUGAUCCAAUCGUGAUGAAAUGUGAGACGUAUCGUGGUCAGCCGCCCCGCAAGGGGUCCUACAUGGUUCACUGGCAGUGCGAUGGUGAGGAUGACUGCGGUAACGGCUUUGAUGAAGCCAAUUGUCAGGACCCAGCAAUUAAUUUCUGCGUGAAGCAGCAGUACACUUGUCCCUUCUCCGGUCUCCAAAUUCCUCGUGCCUUCAUGUGUGACUCCGAUCCCGAUUGUGACCGCAACGAGGAUGAGGAGCAGUGUAGAGAACCACAAGUUCUUGAUGCACCCAGAAGCCAGUAUGCUUACCGUCGUGGUGAUACGGUAACCUUGACCUGCGAGGUCGCUGGUCGUCCCAACCCGCGUGUCAUUUGGCGCUUCAAUUGGGGUUGCCUGCCUGACGAUGGUCGUCGCAUGACUGUGCGCAACUUCGCGGAGAAUUGCGGAACUCCCAACGAGAAGACCGUCUCCACACUGACUAUCAGUAACUUCAUGCCAGGCGAUGAUGGCAUCUACAACUGCGAGGGUCUCAAUGGACUCAAGCGCGCAAUGUCACGGGACUACACUGUCAUUCUCACCGACUAA
Messenger RNA from Echinococcus granulosus, 2541 nucleotides. Its product is annotated as Basement membrane-specific heparan sulfate proteoglycan core protein. Gene Ontology annotation, cellular component: cell-cell junction. The transcript is spliced from 12 exons. The coding region runs from base 1 to 2541 and encodes 846 amino acids. Lineage: Eukaryota; Metazoa; Platyhelminthes; Cestoda; Cyclophyllidea; Taeniidae. Gene Ontology annotation, biological process: cell-cell adhesion. The record is from RefSeq and is a predicted model, not a curated record. Gene Ontology annotation, molecular function: cell adhesion molecule binding.